AAAUAAAGUCUUGACAGACAGACAGACGGACUACAAAGUGAUGUUAUAAGGGUUUCGUUUGUUCUUUUUGAUGUACGGAACACUUAAAAAUUUAAAUACGCACAUACAGCCAACUCCAAUCUAUUUUACGGUAUACUUUCGCCCCUGAGAUAAGGGGUAUAAAUGUACUUGAAACUUCCAGUUCUGUUUAUUACUAUAUCACUAGUCAUUAUGUGUUAACAUUAUAAACAAAUUUGGGAUUUUUAAACAUUUAGCUUGUCGUAGACUUCAAUAUGUUUGCUCCAUGUUUAUUACUGUUGUUUAUUUUGGGUUCCAUUAAUGCUGACGAAGCACCUUUACGUUGCGACUUCAAUGAUACACUCUGCGGUUGGAGGAAUGACGAAAGUGCUGACGUUCAAUGGAAUUUUUAUAAUGUUUCUGUUGGGAUCUACGCCUUUUUUGAUGACGACGCGUACAGAACAGCACGCUUGGUCUCUCCCAUUUACGACUAUGUUUUAGUGGAGGAUGGUUGUUUCCACUUGGAGUGCAGUCACGAUGGGUACGAUAUAAAACUCAGAGUCUACCAAGUGCCGGUGUCAAUUGGAGUGAACGGGUUACUCGCGUCUACCGAAGAGAUAAAAAGAAAAUAUAUUAUACAUGAAACAGCAUAUAAUGGCAAUGCACUCAUACCGAUGCAUUUGAAUCCUGUAUCAAUGUUUCUUCCAGGUUAUGCAGAAAAGUUCCAGAUCGUAAUCGAAGCUUCCGCCAGUGAAUUGACAUUCGUCUGUUUAGAAAAAUAUGAAAUAUUUCGAGGAAAAAAGUGCGUUGAAGCAGCCAACGCAUCUGUAACCCCUCCACCUGUAAACCGAAACGAAGACCUGCAAACAGUAACAACAACAGAACCGUCAUCAACAACAACAGAAGAUUUAUCAUCAACAACAGAAGAUUUACCAUCAACAACAAAAGAUUUGCCAUCAACAACAGAAGAUUUACCAUCAACAACAGAAGAUUUGCCAUCAACAACACCAUUACCGCCGACAACAACAACUCAGUCAGCAACAACAGCGGCCACAGUACCGAUGACAACAGCUCCGCCGCCAAUAACAAUGGUUUUUCCGGCAAUGGGACAACUUUCAUGGCUUAACGGUACGCAGCCAAAAGUUAUAGAGUGGACUUACACGUAUCGACAGUACUAUAAAUAAAUAAAUAAAUAA
Molecule: messenger RNA, 1193 nt
Organism: Bicyclus anynana (squinting bush brown)
Lineage: Eukaryota; Metazoa; Arthropoda; Insecta; Lepidoptera; Nymphalidae
Product: mucin-3A
Exons: 7
Coding region: 273-1181 (302 amino acids)
Source: RefSeq, a predicted model, not a curated record